Messenger RNA from Diaporthe citri, 927 nucleotides. RefSeq lists its product as uncharacterized. The coding region runs from base 1 to 927 and encodes 308 amino acids. The transcript is spliced from 2 exons. NCBI's taxonomy places the organism in Eukaryota, Fungi, Ascomycota, Sordariomycetes, Diaporthales, Diaporthaceae. The record is from RefSeq and is a predicted model, not a curated record. Gene Ontology annotation, molecular function: oxidoreductase activity, acting on NAD(P)H.
AUGAUAACGCACUUCUUUAUGGAUGGCAACACAGUUGGAUGCGACUUCUGUGGCAUCGUGGAGUCGGCUGGGGAAUCUGCCUUGGUAUCGCCUGGCGACAGAGUCUGCGGUGCGGAUUUUCCAUAUCGACCCGACAAUAAGCUGAACGGCGCUUUCGCCCAGUACGCCGUCACCGAUUUUCGCCACGUGCUCCGGGUCCCGAAGGACUGGAGCGAUACCCAGGCUGCUGCGCUGGGUGCUAUCGGCUGGUGCACUGCUUGUCUUGCAAUUUCAGACCCAGCGGCCUUGAACCUGAAAGGAAUGCCCUCUCGGCCAACGGAGAAGUCAAGUCCUGUUUUGGUCUAUGGUGGAGCAACGGCAACUGGUCUUAUGGCCAUUCAAAUGUUGAAGUUGUCUGGCUAUGAUCCUAUAGCGGUCUGUUCUACGAAGUCUGCGCCACUGGUCAAGGAAUAUGGCGCUGUAGGGACGGCUGCCUAUACGUCCGCGGACUGCCUCCAAGCAGUCCAGGCCCUCGCAAAUGGGCUUCCAAUCAAGUACGCGCUCGACUGUAUCACGGAUGCAGAGUCUACCGCGUUCUGCUACUCUGCUUUGGCGCGGGUGGGUGGCCGCUAUGCCUGCCUCGAAGACUGCCCCGAAUCCUGGCGCACCAGGCGUGCGGUGAAGUACAAGGCGGUCAUGGGGUUUGAAGCCUUGGGAUUUGACGUUGACCUCAAUCACCCCGUGUAUGCCCGCAAGGCCAAUCUUGAGCUCCACGGUAUUGCCUUGCAGUGGGCUCAAGAAAUACAGUCGCUGCUAGAUCAAAAGCAGAUCAAGACGCAGCCGAUCCGCGAGAUAGAUGGCCAGUUCGAGGGGAUAAUCAGAGCGUUGGAAAUGCUACAGAAGGGGGAGGUGAAAGGCGAGAAACUCGUUAUACGCGUAUCAAAUUGA